This is a messenger RNA of Gorilla gorilla gorilla (western lowland gorilla), 9427 nucleotides long. RefSeq names its product poly(A)-specific ribonuclease (gene PARN). Bases 145 to 1821 code for a protein of 558 amino acids. Lineage: Eukaryota; Metazoa; Chordata; Mammalia; Primates; Hominidae. Gene Ontology annotation, biological process: siRNA 3'-end processing; nuclear-transcribed mRNA poly(A) tail shortening; priRNA 3'-end processing. The record is from RefSeq and is a predicted model, not a curated record. Gene Ontology annotation, cellular component: cytoplasm; nucleus. The transcript has 23 exons. Gene Ontology annotation, molecular function: poly(A)-specific ribonuclease activity; RNA binding; metal ion binding.
GUUUCCGGAAGUCGCGGCCGGCGUCGCCGCUGCUGCUGCUGCCUCAGCUACUACCGCGGUCGCCGCGGAAUUCGGCGAGUAGAACCGCUGAGGCGGGCGCGGGCCCGGGCCCGGGCGGGGCCGGGGUUCCGGCCACUCUGCAGAAUGGAGAUAAUCAGGAGCAAUUUUAAGAGUAAUCUUCACAAAGUGUACCAGGCCAUAGAGGAGGCCGACUUCUUCGCCAUCGAUGGGGAGUUUUCAGGAAUCAGUGAUGGACCUUCAGUCUCUGCAUUAACAAAUGGUUUUGACACUCCAGAAGAGAGGUAUCAGAAGCUUAAAAAGCAUUCCAUGGACUUUUUGCUAUUUCAGUUUGGCCUUUGCACUUUUAAGUAUGACUACACAGAUUCAAAGUAUAUAACGAAGUCAUUUAACUUCUAUGUUUUCCCGAAACCCUUCAAUAGAUCCUCACCAGAUGUCAAAUUUGUUUGUCAGAGCUCCAGCAUUGACUUUCUAGCAAACCAGGGAUUUGAUUUUAAUAAAGUUUUUCGAAAUGGAAUUCCAUAUUUAAAUCAGGAAGAAGAAAGACAGUUAAGAGAGCAGUAUGAUGAAAAACGUUCACAGGCGAAUGGUGCAGGAGCUCUGUCCUAUGUAUCUCCUAACACUUCAAAAUGUCCUGUCACGAUUCCUGAGGAUCAAAAGAAGUUUAUUGACCAAGUGGUAGAGAAAAUAGAGGAUUUAUUACAAAGUGAAGAAAACAAGAACUUGGAUUUAGAGCCAUGUACCGGGUUCCAAAGAAAACUAAUUUAUCAGACUUUGAGCUGGAAGUUUCCGAAAGGCAUUCAUGUUGAGACUUUAGAAACUGAAAAGAAGGAGCGAUAUAUAGUUAUCAGCAAAGUAGAUGAAGAAGAACGCAAAAGAAGAGAGCAGCAGAAACAUGCCAAAGAACAGGAGGAGCUGAAUGAUGCUGUGGGAUUUUCUAGAGUCAUUCACGCCAUUGCUAAUUCGGGAAAACUUGUUAUUGGACACAAUAUGCUCUUGGACGUCAUGCACACAGUUCAUCAGUUCUACUGCCCUCUGCCUGCGGACUUAAGUGAGUUUAAAGAGAUGACAACAUGUGUUUUCCCCAGACUCUUGGAUACUAAAUUGAUGGCCAGCACACAACCUUUUAAGGAUAUCAUUAACAACACAUCCCUUGCGGAAUUGGAAAAGCGGUUAAAAGAGACACCUUUCAACCCCCCUAAAGUUGAAAGUGCCGAAGGUUUUCCAAGUUAUGACACAGCCUCUGAACAACUCCACGAGGCAGGCUACGAUGCCUACAUCACAGGGCUGUGCUUCAUCUCCAUGGCCAAUUACCUAGGUUCUUUUCUCAGCCCUCCAAAAAUUCAUGUGUCUGCCAGAUCAAAACUCAUUGAACCUUUUUUUAACAAUAGGAUUGCUUCACUUCAGGAUCUUGUGGAGCGUAUUAUAGUACAGUUGAAUCCCGGCUCUGCUCCUUAUUACCUGUGUGGUCUUGGGCUAUUUCUUAUGAGGGUCAUGGAUAUCCCCUAUCUAAACUUGGAAGGACCAGACUUGCAGCCUAAACGUGAUCAUGUUCUCCAUGUGACAUUCCCCAAAGAAUGGAAAACCAGCGACCUUUACCAGCUUUUCAGUGCCUUUGGUAACAUUCAGAUAUCCUGGAUUGAUGACACAUCAGCAUUUGUUUCCCUUAGCCAGCCCGAGCAAGUAAAGAUUGACGGAGUCUUGUCCUGUGGCCCGGGCUGGAGUGCAGUGGCGCAUUCACAGCUCACCGCAGCCUCUACCUCCUGGGCUCAAGCAGUCCUCCUGCCUCAGCCUCCUGAGUAGCUGGGACUACAGAUGUACACCACCAUGCCCAGCUAAUUUUUUAUUUUAUUUAGAGAUAAGGAUUUGCCGUGUUGCCCAGGCUGGUCUUCAAUUCCUGGGCUCAAGCCACCUGCCUGCCUCAGCCUCCAGCGAUCUGCCUGCCUCAGCCUCCUAAAAUCUUGGUAUUACAGCUGUGAGCCACCGUGCCUGGCUGGCACCUGUUUUGUGAUCCAGACCUUCCUUCCAUAUCACAUACCAUGCUUAAACUACCUCCUUCUGUUUAUUUAAUAACAUUUUCAGAAAAUCUAAUGUAAAUGCAUCAAAAAGCAUGCCUUUAACUGAUUAAAAGUGACUCAAGUUCAUUUCCUUUCAGAUAUAUAUAUGUAUUAUAUCUGAAAUACAAUAUAUUGAUAUAUAUUUGAUACACUGUCCAGACAUAGUAGUGUCUUUGCUUCUACCUUUGGUGCCUUUUGUAGUUGGCCAGUAUGUUACUGUUUAUUUAUUCUUGUCACAGAGGAAAUGCACAAAAUAUUCAAUAAAAACCAAAAAAUGAAUAUUUUUCACAUGAAUGUUAAUUUUCUUAAUCUUAAACUGUAUGUAGAAUUCGUUUACAGUAGUGAUCUUGAAUUCUAAAUGUGGCAAUAGAUAAAUGAGUCAAACUGUGGCAUGACUUUUAAAAAAAAGAUUUCUGUUAAGCUUAUUUUGGAGGAGGAUACAUGAUUUUUAUGCUGUAAUUACAGGAUCCUGGAAAGCAUGUUCAGUUGUCCCUUGGUAUCCAUGGGGGAUUGGUUCCAGGACUCCAUGCAGACUUCAAAAUCCAGGCAUGUUCAAGGCCUUGAUAUAAAAUGCUAUAAUUUUUGCAUAUAACCUGUACAUAUCCUCCUGUAUACUUAAAAACAUCACUAGAUUACUUACAUGCCUAACAAUGCAAAUGCUAUGUAAGUAGUUGUUAUAUUGUAUAUUGUUUAGGAAAAAUGACAAGAAAAAAGUCUGUGUGUUCAGUACAGACGCAAUUUUUCCCCCCAAAUAUUUUCCGUCUGAGUCGGUUAAAUCCACAGAUGGGAAACCCACAGAUAUGGAGGGCUGACAGUAUUUCUUUUUAACAGGCAAGAUUUUUACAACAGUGGCUUAUAAAAUACCUCAGUCUGCUAUAGGAGAAUCAUUAUUAGUAAGACAUGUGAAUGUAUGUUUUGUAUGGAUGGAUACCUUCUGAUUAGAAAACUUGUAAAAGCAACUGACUUGUUUUUCUCUAAAUCACUUAAGUCAUCAAAAGCACCAUGGAAAUGUUUAAUAAUACUGACUGAGAAUCUUAUUGUUUUCUGAUAUCCCUAAUGUGUUCAAUUUGGAGAAUUAGCCGUCUUAUGUAUCUCUGCUACGAAAUGUUCAUCAGACAGAUUUAAGAGCAUGACAAUAACUUGGACUCUCCCUAAUUAGCAUUCUUUAGGGCAUUAACUGGUAUGAGAAUAGAGCAAAAAGCUUUCUGACUGCCAGAGGAUUCCCAAGUCCUUGAUAUAAUUACAGCAUUAAAGCGGCUGUUGUGUCCUGUGGCAGUUAGAAUGCAGCCAGGAGAAGGGGAGCACUUGUGCUCUGGAGACCGAAGUUUCAUUCAUAUUCUGUUACAUUGUUUCUUAUCCAUAUUACUGGCACUUGAUUUUUAUGUUUUAGGGCAGCAGUCUUUGGCACCAGGGACUGGUUUUGUGAAAGACAGUUUUUCCACAGAGCUAGGCGGGAGCAGGGGUAGGGAAUGGUUUUGGGAUGAUUCAAGCACAUUACAUUUAUUGUGUGUUUUAUUUCAGUUAUUAUUACAUUGUAAUAAUGAAAUAAUUAUACAACUCACCAUAAUGUAGAAUCAUUGGGAGCCCUGACCUUGUUUUCUUGCAACUAGACAGUCCCAUCUGGGGGUGAUGGGAGACAGUGACAGAUCAUCAGACAUUAGAUUCUGGGAGUGCACAACCUAGAUUCCUCAUAUGUGCAAUUUGCAAUAGGGCUCAUGUUCUUAUGGGAAUCUAAUGCUGCCACUGAUCUGACAGGACGUGGAGCUUAGAUGGUAAUGCGAGCGAUGAGGAGUGGCUGUAAAAACAGAUGAAGCUUUGCUAGCUCACCUGCUGCUCAUCUCCUGCUGUGCAGCCUGGUUCCUAACAUGCCAGGGAACAUAGAUCAGUACAGAUUGGCGACUUCCGUUUUAGGGUCUAUGUUAGCUGGACCUAAGAAUGUUUGCUUUAUGAUGCGGUUUCAGAGUAUUGAAUAAAUCUCUCUAAUUUAAUUGCAAUGUCACUUGUGAAAAAUUGCUUUCAUUGUGCUCUCUCACCCCCUUCAAAAAUUUGAAGUAAAUCAAUCUCAUUGAAAAUGUGAAAAAAAGGCCAGGCGUGGUGGCUGACACCUGUAAUCCCAGUACUUUGGGAGGCUGAGGCAGGCGUAUCACUUGAUGCCAGGAGUUUGAGACCAGCCUGGUCAACAUGGCAAAACCCUGUCUCUACUAACAGUACAAAAAUGAGCUGGGCAUGGUGGCGUUGCACCUGUAGUCCCAGUUACUUGGGAGGCUGAGGCAGGAGAGUUGCUUGAACCUGUGGGGCAAAGGUUGUAGUGAGCCAAGAUCAUGCCCCUGCACUCCAGCCUGGACGACAGAAUGAAACUGUCUCAAAAAAAAAAAAAAAAAAAAGUGAAAAAUAUUUGAAAAUACAAGGAAAACAAUUCAGCCAUGAUCUUACAACCUAGUAAUGAAGUAAAAUUUUGGUAUUUCCUGUCUGUUGCUUUACUCUGCCUAGAUAAGUAUUUUCAUAUUAUUUCCCCUUUAAUUUUAGUUGACGCAUGAUAAUUGUACGUACAUAUUUAUGGGAUUCAGAGUCACAUUUCAAUAUAUGUAUACAGUAUGUAAUGAUCAAAUCAUUAGCAUAUCCAUCAUGUCAAAGAUGUAUUAUAGUUUUGUGUUGUGAACAUUCAAACUUCUCUCUUCUAGCUUUUUGAAAAUAUACAAUAAAUUAUUAUUUAACCACAUUUACCACAUUCACCUUCCAGUGCUGCCAGAACAUCAGAACACAUUCCUCUUACCUCACUGUAAUUUUGUAGGCAUUAACCAGCGUCUCUCUAUCCUCCUCUUCCCUCUAUCCUUCCGCGCCUUUAAUACUCCCAAUUCUACUCUCUACUUGAGCUCAAAGCUUUUCAGCUCCCACAUACGAAUCAGAACAUGCAUUUGCCUUUCUAUGCCUGCCGUAUUUUGCUUAAGCUAAUGUCUUCUAGGCUCAUCCGUGUUGCCAUAAAUGACAGAAUUUCAUUCUUUUUUAUGGCUAAAUGGUAUUACAUUGUGAUAUAUACCACAUUUUCUUUAUCCACUCAUCUUUUGACGAACAUUUAGGUUGAUUCCUUAUCUUAGCUAUUGUGAAUAGUGCUGCAGUAAACAUGGGGGUGCAGCGUAUGCCUUUGACUUUCUUUCCUUCAGAUAAAUUUCCACUAAUGGGAUUGCUGAAUUGUAUGGUGGUUCUGUUUCUAAUUUUUUGAGGAACUUCCACGCUGUCUUUCAUAGUAGCCAUCCUAAUUUUCCAUCCCACCAACAGUGUGUUAAGAGUUCCCAUUUCUCUACAUCAUCGCCAGUCUGUGUUAUUUUUUUGUGUUUUUUAUAGUAGUCAUUCUGACUGGGUUGAGAUGGUAUCUUACUGUUGUUUUGAUUCACAUUUCCCUGUUGAUUUAGUGAUGUUGAACAUUUUCUCAUGUUUGUUGCCAUUUGUAUGUCUUCUUUUGAGAAAUGCCUUUUCCGUUUCUUUGUCUACUUUUUAAUUGGAUCAUGUGGGUUCUUUGCCAUUGAAUUGUCUGAGUUCUUGUAUAUUCUGAAUAUUAGUCCCUUGUUGGAUAGUUUGCAAAUAUUUUCUCCCAUUCAUCGGGUUGUUUUUCAUUCUGUUGAUUGUUUCUUUUGCUGUGCAGAAGCAUUUCAGUUUAAUAUAGUCUCAUUUUUCUGUUAUUUUGUUGUUGCCUGUGCUUUGAAGUCUUAGCUGUAAAAUCUUUGUCUGGACCAAUGUCUUUUAGCAUUUGUCUAAUGUUUUCUUCUAGUAGUUUUAUAGUUUUGAGUCUUAUGUUUAACAUUUUUAAUACUAAUUGGGCUGAGACUUGAAAUGCAUUUUUGGAUCUGCUUUUUUAAUUAAUCAUGUCACAAGCGUUUCACAUACCACUUAUUUUUAUUAGAAAAAUUUAAAACUACAUAGAAAAGGAAAAAGUUGUUUAAUACCCCUCUCUUUAUUAACAAAGAUAAUUGCAGAUUAAUAUUUGAGAUUUACCUUUCAAUUGUGUAUAUAGUAUUUAAGUGUACAAUACAUCUGCAGGAUCAAGAUCGCACAGCACACUUUAGAAAGCAGGUACCACUGUGCCUUAUUUAGUGCCAUAGUCAUAAUUCACUCUCUGGAAAUAUUUUAGGACUCUGGUGAUAAUAGGAAACGCAAAGCAGUGAAAUUAAUCUGCCAGUUUGCUCUUCGGCCACUGAGAAACUAAAUAUAAGGAUCCUUAUUUCUGAGGCUUUUAAUGUUUUGUCGUUGUUUUUGUCAGUAGAUAUAAUGAAAUAGUUGAUUAAUAUUAGCUGUGCUAGUCUUUACAUGUUGACAUUGUUUUCUCGUACAUGAUUCCUGUUCUCUACAACCUCACAGUUUUAAAAAAUGAAAUCUGAUUUUAGCAAAUUUAAAAUAUAAGUGAAAUGUAUUUGGAGGACUUUGUUAUAUAAAUGGCUAAUCCAGAAUAUAAUAUUAUUUUGUAACUAAAAAUGUUACCAAUAAAUCUUUUAGGGUGAUGGAACUAUAGAUGGAUUUUAUGUUCUUACGUUUUCUUCUAUUUUCUGAUUUUUCCAUAGUGAAUAAUGUGUAAUACAAUUUUUAAAUUUAAGACUAUAAUGCUUUUUUAUUUUUUAAAUAAGUAAAGGAACACAGCAAAGGGAAAUAUCUUGCUUUUAAAACUCUUAAUAUGGCUAGCAGAGUACAGUAGUCCCUCCUCAUCCAUGGAGGAUACAUUCCGAGACUCCAAGUGGAUGCCUGAAGCUGGAGAUGGUAUGAAAGCCUGUAUGUACUCUGUUUUUCCUAUACAUACAUACCUAUGAUAAAGUUAAAUUUAUAAAUUAGGCACAGGAAGAGAUGAACAAUAAUAACCGACAAUGAAACAGAACAUUUAUAACAAUAUUGUUAAUAAAAGCUAUGUGUAUGUGCUCUGUUUUUCUCAAAAUAUCUUAUCAUACUCUACUGUAGGAAACUGAAACUUUGGAAAGCAAAAUCACAGAUAAGGGGGAACUAACUGUAGCCCUGUUUUUGUUGCUGACUGUAAUUAUUUUAUGGCAUCGUUUUUUCUAAUCAUGAAAUUUAUAGCAUUAGUUUCUCUGAAUUUUCCAUCAACUUUUUGGUUUAAAUCUGCUAUUCUGAAAAAGAAUCUAUUAAACAUUUUUGAUUUGUGAUGUUUAUUGAUAAUAUUUCCACUGUUGAGUAUUUGUACAACUUGUCUUUUCUUAGAAAAGAUGUAAUUUAUGUAUCCUGGAAAGAAGCCCAAACAUCACUUUAAUACCAGAGUGAAUGUUACUUCAUUUUGUUUAGCAAAAACACUAGCAAAUGCUAGACCACUGGAGUGUUAGGUAACUUAAAAUUGAUGGCGGUGGUGACCUGAGCACCUCAGACCAGGGGUUUACCCACAUCUCAUCUAGUACUCACUAACAUCUAGGUUAGUGAGUACUUUCAGGUGAUAAGAUUAUAAAAAGUAAACAUGACUUAAAAUAGUUAUUUAGCCAGGGUGCGAUGACUCACGCCUGUAAUCCCAGCACUUUGGGAGGCCGAGGCGAGCGGAUCACCUGAGGUCGGGAGUUCGAGACCAGCCUGACCAACAUGGAGAAACCCUGUCUCUACUAAAAAUACAAAAUUAGCCGGGCGUGGUGGCACAUGCCUGUAAUUCCAGCUACUCGGGAGGCUGAGGCAGGAGAAUCGCUUGGACCCGGGAGGUGGAGGUUGUGGUGAGCCGAGAUGGCGCCAUUGCACUCCAGCCUGGGCAACAAGAGUGAAACUCUGUCUCAAAAAAAAAAAAUUCAGAAAUGAAACUUUACAUUAUGUAGUCCAGCUAUUAAUAGUAGGAAUGCCUUUCAUCCUUUCCGCUUGUGAAGUGGAGCGAUGUGGGGAACUUCACAGAAACUUGUUUUCAAAUUGCAUCAGAGGCCAAGGAGCAGCUGCUACUCCUCCUAUGUAAAGGAACACAGAAAGACACUGUCAUAUAAAAUAAACUGAAAAUGAGAUUUUUCCCAUAAGUCUUUUUUUUAUAUUAUGUAGAUAAUUUAGAGGGAAGAGAAACAAAUGAUUGUAGCAUAUUAUGUAGGGGGGGAAAUGAACUCAUUAUAGAAUAUCACUAAUUUAAAUAAUUGUCUAUUAAUGCCCCAAAUAAGUUUGAAUCGCUUUUAGUGCACAUUGAAGUUCACAUUUAGGUAUGCACUUUUGUGAUUAUAUUUUAAGAUGGAGGGUAAGCCUCUUAUUUCUUACUGAUUUAUCUUCGUAUAGUCUAGAUACCAUAUGUUUAUAUGCCGUGUGUUCUUUAUAGUAACAACAGAAUAAUUAGGAAGGUAUUUGCGAGAUUUUUGAAACAAUGGCUUUCAUUUGAAACCUGCAGUAUUAUUCUUUAAGUAUUGCCUUUUUUUUUUUUUUUUUCCUGAGACAGGGUCUUACUCCAGUUGCCCAGGCUGGAGUGCAGUGGUGCGAUCUUGGUUCACAGCAGCCUUGACCUCCCGGGCUCAGAUUACCCUCCCACCUCAGCCUUCUGAGUAGCUGGGACUACAGGAGCAUGCCACCGUGCCUAAUUUUUUGUAUUUUUAGGAGAGAUGGGGUUUCACCAUGUUGUCCAGGCUGGUCUCGAACACCUGGACACAAGCAGUUUGCCUGCCUCAGCCUCCCAAAGUGCUGGGAUUACAGGCAUGAGCCACCGCGCUUGGCCAAUAUUUGCCUUUGUACUGUUGAAGGACUGAGGGACUGAAUUUAGAUGUAGAAGAUGAAAUAAUCGGCUUUCCAUUCAAGGAAUCAGUGUCUUGUGGUGCAGACAGGUGUGUAGACAACCAGUGCAUCAGUGGCCACUGAAUGUUGUGAUAAAGGGAAGAUCCUGGGGAGAGAGAACUGGCUCAAACUGGCAGGAAGAUGCAGAAGAGGGUCACCAGGGAAGGCUUCCGAGGAGGCGAUGGUGAUGCCUGUGCUCACCCUCCGGUCAUAAGUUGGAGUUGCCUAGUAGAGGAAGGCUGAGAAACCUGUGGUGGAUUGUGGGACCAGCACAUCCUUUGGCAUGACUGAAACAGAGGGCACGUGGAGUGGAGCAGCUGUGGGACAGCGGGGAGCUAGAACGUGGAAACACGGAUUUUACUUGAUUUGUUAAAAAUCAGAGUUUGAAUCUUGUGCCUUGUAUAAACUUUGCUGUCAUGUUGGUUGGGGGGAUUUAUUUAUUCUUGAUUAAAGCAAGUUUUAUAUUUUAAUUUAAUUUUUUAAGACAGGAUCUCACUCUGACAGGGUCAAGCUGGAGUACAGCGGUGCGAUCAUAGCUCACUGCAGCCUCGAACUCCUGGGCUGAAACGAUCCUCCUGCCUUAGCCUUCCAAGUAGCUGGGACUAUAGGUGCAUGCAGCCAUGCCUGCCUUUUUUUUUUUU